CAUCAGAGAGUAGUACUGAGUUUUUUUUCCUCCCAGAUUGGAAACGAAUAAGGUUAGGAACAUAACAUUGAGUGAACUUUUCCCUGAGAAGGAUGAGUAAAAGCACAGUGACACGUCUGGUCUUGCUGGCUUACAUCAUGUGUCUGACUCUGGGUGGUUCUGAAGAUUCUGUGGUGGACAUAUACACUGAACUGAAGGAGCUCAAGUAUUUGGUGGGAGAGCUGAGCAGUAGGCUGAAUACGGCCGAGGCAGCCGUGACUGUGCAAAGGGCUCUGGUGGAGGACCUAAAGAAGGAGUACAAAGAGCGCCCCAAGGUGGCCUUCUCGGCAUCCUUGCUGUCCUCAGAAAGUAAACAGCAUGGACCCAUCAACGCUGAGACUAAACUUGUUUUCGGGAAAGUCCUCACCAACAUUGGCAAUGCAUACAACUCAACCACAGGACUCUUCACAGCACCAGUGAGAGGGGUGUAUUACUUCCGUUUUUCUGGAAAUGGCUAUGCGGGCCAUGACAUGGGUCUGAGCAUAUUCAAGGGUGACCAACGGAUGAUGUCUGUGUACGAAUACCACUCCAGUGGAGAAUCUAACGACAACGCUUCAAAUGGAGUCACGCUGCAGUUGGACCAGGGGGAAGUGGUCUACAUGAAACUUUGGAUCAAUUCAUGGGUCUUCCUAGAUGGCCGUUAUGAUUAUUGCUCCUUUAGCGGCUUUCUGUUGUUUCCUAUGUGAAACUAUUUUUGAAAUCUUUUUUUUUUUUUUUGCUGUUGUAAGAUAAAAUUGUGAAACC
Esox lucius (northern pike) is the source of this 783-nucleotide messenger RNA. It is a transcript of the gene cbln11, whose product is annotated as cerebellin 11. Gene Ontology annotation, molecular function: protein binding. The record is from RefSeq and is a predicted model, not a curated record. The coding region runs from base 93 to 725 and encodes 210 amino acids. Lineage: Eukaryota; Metazoa; Chordata; Actinopteri; Esociformes; Esocidae. The transcript is spliced from 3 exons.